Messenger RNA from Oldenlandia corymbosa var. corymbosa, 921 nucleotides. The record is from the annotation of a GenBank genome assembly. Lineage: Eukaryota; Viridiplantae; Streptophyta; Magnoliopsida; Gentianales; Rubiaceae.
AUGGAUGGAAAUGGCAGUCUAAAUUUGAGAAAUUGGGGCUUUAUGGAGCCUGAGCCGGCCGCCUUUAAGGGAAAUUUAGGCCUGCAGCUUAUGUCUACCAUGAAUGAAAAGCCCCUUUUUGGCGGUGUAAGGGACCAUCACCAUUAUCAGUAUCAUCAUCCUUACCAGGCUCAUUCAACUGUUAUGGCGCCAUCCACCAAUGGGGGGCCGUAUCACCACCAUCGAGUUGGUGGGUUUUUGGAGUCGUCCGCUCCGAUGGACUACAUGAGAGAGGUUUAUAAUAGGGAAAAAUAUAUGAAUGUUUUAACAAAUAACCAUCAGAACCAUCCUCAGUUAAGUUAUGGGGCGUUUCCGGAGACUUCUUCCUCUCACUCUGUUGAAAUGAUUCAGCAGAGUAAUUUUUUGGAUACCGACAAUGUUUGUCGUCAGGAGGUUGAAAAUUGCGAAAUUAGAGAAGCUGUUGGGACUGCAAAGAAGAGAGGCAGUGACAAAAUCCCAAAGUCUCCAAAAGCCAAGAAACCUAAGAAAGCUCCUAAGCCUCCUAGAGAAGAUUGUGGGCGAUCAUUACAUCGUCCUAGGGCUCCCAAGAAAGCUGCAGAGAUUUUCAUCAAUGGAAGGAGUUUGGAUCUUUCAAAGUUUCCCAUACCGGUUUGCACAUGCACCGGAACUGCUCAGUAUUGCUAUCGGUGGGGUGCUGGGGGAUGGCAGUCUGCUUGUUGUACAACUGGCAUGUCAGUGUAUCCCUUGCCUAUGAGUACUAAACGACGUGGUGCAAGGAUUGCUGGACGGAAGAUGAGUCUGGGGGCAUUUAGGAAGGUUUUGGAGAAACUUGAUUCUGAAGGUUUUGACUUAUCUAAAUCAAUUGACUUGAAGAAUCACUGGGCCAAACACGGAACGAAUAAGUUUGUCACAAUCCGGUGA